AUGCCGGGAGCUUUCCUGUCGCUUCAGUGGGCCAAAGCUGCCACAGAACACCGCUCUCCCGGGAGCGGCUCCACCUCCGCUGCCCGCGGCCGCUGCUCCGGGUAUGGAGGAGCUCCAGGAGGACCUGCAGCAUUCCCUGGACAAGCUCAGGAUCCUUUGUAUGGUUAUUUUGCUGCAGUAGGAGGGCAGGAUGGACAAAUAGAUGCUGAUGAGCUACAGAGAUGUCUCACCCAGUCAGGGAUUGCGGGAGCAUAUAAACCUUUCAACUUAGAGACUUGCAGACUUAUGAUCUCAAUGCUGGAUAGGGAUAUGUCUGGCACACUGGGAUUUAAUGAGUUUAAAGAACUCUGGGCUGUGGUCAAUGGCUGGAAGCAACACUUUGUAAGUUUUGACAGUGAUGGAAGUGGCACAGUGGAUCGUCAGGAGCUGGAGAAAGCCUUGAUGACUAUGGGAUUUAGACUGAGCCCACAGGCUGUGACUGCGAUCACAAAGCGCUACAGCACUCACGGAAAGAUUGCAUUUGAUGAUUACAUUGCCUGCUGUGUGAAACUCCGAGCUCUCACUGAAUGCUUUAGAAGAAGGGAUACAACUCAGCAGGGUUUUGUGAACUUCCACUAUGAUGAUUUCAUACAGUGUGUUAUGAGCAUCUAAGUCAAAAGGAAGCAAGACAUGGAUGAUCAUGAUUUAACAUUCCAGUAUGUGUUUUGGUUUGCCAAGUCCUCCAAUGUAUCUUAGUAUUGGAAAUUGCAUAUUUUAUGAAGGUAUUGCUUUACACAGAUUUUUUUUAGUCUUGAUAAUUAAUAUAAAUUACUCAUGUACUGUUGUCUUUAACUUCCAGUCUGUGAUCAUUAAAGAUGCUUUUAUUUUCAUAAACUAGCAGUUCACUGUGGAUAACUCAGAUCAUACAAAUGGUAAGAUUUUCAGUCAUGUGUCUACUUUUUUUCCUAUGAUUCACUAAAAUCAGUUUCUGGAGUGCAACUUACCUUUUUAUGACUUAAACAGUAACAUGUAUGAUUUAAGAGGAUACAUAUUUUAUCAUCAUUGACAACAUAAGACAGAUGUACAAACUGAAAGGGCUUUUGGUCAUUUUGCACUAGUCUGUUAGAACAUAAGUUUUGAGUACUUGCUUUGCCAGCUCUUUUGAAGAUGAAGCCUGUGACACCAUGCACUGAGUGUAAGACUACCUGCUAGAACUUCUUGUAAACAGGGAUGCAACAAAACGUAGCAGAGAAUUCUUCUAGCCUUGUGCUCUGGUAGUUUGUUCCUGUGGGCUUUGUUCCUGUUAGAUUCUUACUUUGUUUGUGUCACUGCAUAAAACACUUUUAAACAUAAAAAUGCUGUGUUGU
Ficedula albicollis (Collared flycatcher) is the source of this 1346-nucleotide messenger RNA. RefSeq names its product sorcin (gene SRI). The transcript is spliced from 8 exons. Gene Ontology annotation, molecular function: calcium ion binding. The coding region runs from base 1 to 651 and encodes 216 amino acids. NCBI's taxonomy places the organism in Eukaryota, Metazoa, Chordata, Aves, Passeriformes, Muscicapidae. The record is from RefSeq and is a predicted model, not a curated record.